This is a messenger RNA of Mangifera indica (mango), 1361 nucleotides long. RefSeq names its product protein SENSITIVE TO PROTON RHIZOTOXICITY 1-like. NCBI's taxonomy places the organism in Eukaryota, Viridiplantae, Streptophyta, Magnoliopsida, Sapindales, Anacardiaceae. Gene Ontology annotation, biological process: response to acidic pH; response to aluminum ion. The transcript has a single exon. The record is from RefSeq and is a predicted model, not a curated record. Bases 190 to 1215 code for a protein of 341 amino acids.
ACAAAAUCGGACGGCCACUACAGCUUCAUGCCCACACCCACCACAUAAUCACCGUCCUUCAUGGUGACAGGUGUGCUGUCACACCUCUAAUUUACACUGUAACUUCCGAGAUGCUGGUCAAAACAAACAAAUCCCCUCAAGCUUUUUAGCAAACAAAGUCGUCUAGUCUCUCCGUGUUUUGUGUUUACGAUGUCAAAUCUCGCCGAAUCUCGGCAAAAUUGGCCGGGAUAUCCGAUGCCAAAUUCGGAUCCCACGGUUCCACUCUUGAAUCUCUCAGCUCUAAGAACGAGAAUGGAGUCCUUGCAAUCUUUCUUAUCCCGAUCAGUCAACUCCAACACGCUCAUUAGCAAACAACAAAUGGACAUGGUCUCCGCCGAAAUCUCUUACGCCAUACAGCAAACAAUCAUCAACGGCGCCGCCCUUAUCUCCUGCUCCAACCCACAACCACCCCAGCAGUCAACACUACCGGAACCGUUGGCUGUCUCGGGGAAAACGAUGCUGAAAUUGGAACAGGAAGAGUUUGAAUCAGAAUCCGAUUAUGAGGUGGUGGAGAUCGACGCGGUUGAACUACUCGCCGAGCACAUACACUUUUGUGAUAUAUGCGGUAAAGGGUUCAAGCGAGACGCGAAUUUACGGAUGCAUAUGAGAGCACACGGGAACGAGUUCAAAACGGCGGAGUUUUUAGCGAAACCCGAUAAAGGGGAAGUUUCAGGGAGGAAGAAGACGAGGUUUUCGUGCCCUUACGAGGGAUGUAAUCGGAACAAGAAGCAUAAAAAGUUUCGAGCGUUGAAGUCGGUAAUAUGUGUGAAGAAUCACUUUAAGAGGAGCCAUUGUCCAAAGAUGUACACGUGCGAGCGCUGUAAUAAGAAGAGUUUUUCGGUGGUAUCGGAUCUAAAGAGUCAUUACAAGCACUGUGGGGAGAGUAGGUGGAGGUGUUCAUGUGGGACUAGUUUUUCUAGGAAGGACAAGCUGUUUGGACACGUGGCGUUAUUUGAAGGGCACUUGCCAGAGGUGCAGGAGAAAAUGAAUGGUGUUGUGGAGGAGGAGGAAGAGGAGGAAGAAGAGGAGGAGAUGGAAGUGGAGGGGCGUAAUCGUAAUCUGGAUGAAGGGUUUUUUGAUGGGUUGCUUCAUGAGUUUGCUUCAGUAGAGAAUUACUGUUUGCAAGAUGUGUUGGGAGUUGCUUGGAAUGGAGGAGGAGGAGGCCAUUGUUAUUAAGUUUAUGCUGGUUGUAAUGCUAUUUGAUUUGUUGUAACAUAGAAAAUUCUCUUUUCUGGUUUUUUGGUGUUUUGAGUUGUAAUAAUGAUGAAUGUUGAGCUUGUUUAAUUAAUAUUCCAACCAUCCUUAUGAGUUAUGUGGUCAAA